GAUUGCGACGGUUCAAAAUCGUUGUUCUGCAAGAAAAUGAAGACUCAGAGCAAAAGACAGAGCCUGCAGAUCAGCUGGUUGAUUCUCUGGAGUCCAGUAGUUCGCAGAGCGGGUCACGGAUUGGGUCACUCGUGAGUGCGGGCGUGACAGAAGAUUCGAAGGAAGAAGCUGGUGCUUUGGAGGACCAGGAAGUGGCUGAACUAGAACAGAAACUGCCUAACCAAAUCCAGUCCCUCAAAGAGGAAGCCGUUGUUCGUAUGACCAACUACCAUAUACCUCAAGGAGCAGGGGAUAUAGUCAUGAUUCAGUCAGAUCACACUGGUGCUGUUGAUAUCCUUUCAGCUGAGCUGGAGACUGCAGACCUCCUUGGGGAACAGAGGAAAGCUCAGCCUCCCCCUCUGGCUCCACCCACCAUGUGGACCACUGAGAAGACGAAGGAAUUCAAAGCCAAGAUGGGAAAGGAGAAGAAUGGCCGGAUGGUGGUGAAACGAGGCGAGGUGGUGACAGUCCGCGUGCCAACCCACCCUGAUGGGAAAUGCAUUUGCUGGGAGUUUGCUACAGAUGACUAUGACAUUGGAUUUGGAGUCUAUUUUGACUGGACCACGGUUACCAGCACUGCCAUUACUGUUCAGGUCAGCGAAUCUAGUGAUGAGGAGGAUGAAGAGGAGGAGGAGGAAAUUGAAGGACUCGCCCCUGCAGGUGACGUGGAAAGGGGCUCCAAAAGCUAUCUGCGGAGCCGCUACGGAGAGAUCAUGCCCAUGUAUCGGAGGAACAGCCAUCGGGAGGUGCAGGCAGGCAGCCACGAGUACCCAGGCGAGGGCAUCUACCUGCUAAAGUUUGAUAACUCGUACUCUCUCCUCCGCAACAAGACUCUGUUCUUUCAUGUCUAUUACACUAGCUGAAGGAAUGGGAGGGGGCAGGGACGGCCGGCAGGUGAUGGUGAGUGUAGCAGGCUGCCACCCAGCCCUGGUACCGACUGAUGGGCACUGCUGUGUGACAGAACCAAGGCACAAUUCUGCCGGCUCCUCCUCAGACACUUAACUGGUUUCUCCUCACACCCUCCUUCCCUGCUGUCUCAGUGGAGAAAGGUAGUUGUGACUGCCUGGUUGUCCACAGGCAGCUGCUGUUUCUGUAAGACUUCAGGAGGUCUGCUCCGUGCAGGCAUCGGGCUGGGCCUUCGUGCCACAGCCCAUAAAUGCCCAGAGGCCAGGUUCAGGUGGCCGUGGUUUCGAUCUGUUGUGCUGGUACAAAAUGAAGUGAAAAUUUUCUUGACCUGUUACUAUUUUGUGAGUAACUUUUCCUACUUUCUUGCUGCAUCUGCAUCAC
Antrostomus carolinensis (chuck-will's-widow) is the source of this 1326-nucleotide messenger RNA. It is a transcript of the gene TMED8, whose product is annotated as transmembrane p24 trafficking protein family member 8. The record is from RefSeq and is a predicted model, not a curated record. Lineage: Eukaryota; Metazoa; Chordata; Aves; Caprimulgiformes; Caprimulgidae. The transcript has 6 exons. The annotation marks the transcript as partial.